Amorphotheca resinae ATCC 22711 is the source of this 1764-nucleotide messenger RNA. RefSeq lists its product as hypothetical. The record is from RefSeq and is a predicted model, not a curated record. Bases 1 to 1764 code for a protein of 587 amino acids. The transcript is spliced from 7 exons. Lineage: Eukaryota; Fungi; Ascomycota; Leotiomycetes; Helotiales; Amorphothecaceae.
AUGGCAACUCUGCAGUUCAUGUGCGCAAACUGGGAUAUAGACAGUACUGAUUGCAAAAAGGUCGGCCGAUAUACUUGCAAGAAUUGUUAUCUCGUGCUGUACUGCGGGCCGAACUGCCAAAAGUCCCACUGGGCGGUUCACAAAACAGAUUGCAAGUCGCCUCUAGGCAAGGAAACAUGGGAUCCCGACUGGGUUCAGUCCCACUGGGCGGUUCACAAAACAGAUUGCAAGUCGCCUCUAGGCAAGGAAACAUGGAAUCCCGACUGGGUUCUGGAGAACCGAAAACCGGCCUUUGUUAGAGGGGGAAUAGGGGCGUCUUCUGGAGGAAAGUGCUUCCUCUGGGGCAACAUUCCGGCCCUCGACAUUCUUCAACUUGGAUUGAACGAGGGUGAUGAUUAUAGAGGGAAGUUGCGCCUCUUGUUUGCCGCUUCCGGCGACAUUCGAAAUGUUCCUAUCGGCGUUACAAUGAACGACCGUGAUCUUAAUAUUGUGGCACGCAACGCUAUUAUGCUUCUUAUUGCCCUCGUAGUCGACAACAUCGACGAGGCAAUCGACUGCAUAAUCCACGUCUGGUACUCGGCUCUUAUUCGCAAGUCCGAUCUUGACAUUCUUCAACAACGGAUUUGUCCUCUUAUCGAAAGCGUUUGCGAAAAGAUCAAAAGCAAAGCAUCCAAUAGCCUCUUGGGAAAGACCUGGACAUUCGGUCAGCGCUCCAUGAGGUUUGUGCUACAAAAGUCAUCAUGGGAUAGCCUUUUGUUGUUCAUGAACAUUCCAGAGGGCUUAACGGCGGAGCGGGCUGGCCAAAUUCGCACAGCCGUUACUCUUGCUGAAUCUAGGAAAGACUAUCGUGAUCGACAUUUGCUUUUUCAAUCUCCCUCCCGUCGAAUUGCAAUAAAUCGGUUCUGGGGAGACGGACUCCUGCUACCGUUUGGGUCUCGACGCUCUGACUUUCGAGAACCAAACCCGACUUUCUUCCAGACUACCGACACCUGGCUGAUGCGUGAUAAUGCCGAUCCUCUUGAUGGAUGGUCUCUGAAGGAAGUUGAAGACAGUUCGAGUGGACCUGCAGCUGCUGAUAUUUACGGCAAACUCUUUUACUAUAUUCGCGCAGUGCUGCGAACUUUCCUUCUCCGUCUCUCGGGCUUGCAGGUGUCUUUUCAACUUUUUCAUAUGGAUGCUUCUGACCUGCCCGAUCAUCUUGAGGGCGGUUCUUUCAGCCGAAUCGAGGUCUCCAAUAUUUCGGACGCCGGGUAUCUUGGAAUACAUCGCACAAUUGGCUUGAUGGUGCCCUUACUUGAGGCACCUCUCAUCAACCCACAUGCGACGCUCAUUACUCUAUUUAUGAACGCUGUUGAGGAGAACAUAACCGAACAAGACCAAAUUGCCAACAUAACUCCGCAAAGCCCAACGACGAAACGCCUUUACAAGUACCUCCAGCCCAAGAGGAUCAAUGGAAUAAUGCCAAAUGAUCCUGAAAUCAUCAAGUUUUCAAUGGCUCGGGACAGUGUAGAAACCUAUGACCACAUCUUCGAUCGAUUCAUGAAGAACUCCAGGUUCUCUGAAGUCGCGCAAUUCAUGGGAGCGGCAAUGAAAGAGAAGCACACUGUCAUCGAGAAGUGGCCGUUCAGAUUGAAGCUCCGACCUGGUCAGCCCGGAGCCCAGGAGGAGUUUGACCGGCUGCUGGGUGGAGGGCCGACAGGAAAGGAGCGCUACGUAGAGUGGAAGAGGAUUUCCAUGUAUGAAGAUGAGAUUAAAGAUAAGUAA